Molecule: messenger RNA, 2528 nt
Organism: Cornus florida
Lineage: Eukaryota; Viridiplantae; Streptophyta; Magnoliopsida; Cornales; Cornaceae
Product: AT-hook motif nuclear-localized protein 9
Exons: 5
Coding region: 1210-2214 (334 amino acids)
Molecular function (GO): minor groove of adenine-thymine-rich DNA binding
Source: RefSeq, a predicted model, not a curated record
AAUCGUAGUAAAGCGUCACUCAUCACACAGUACACAUAGACACAGAAGUUUUAGAGAGAGAGAGAGAGAGAGCGCUCUGCCCUAGGAAAAAAUGCAUUCAGAUAAGGACUUGUAACAGUUGUAGUAGUUCACCAAUUUGCUCUUCUGGGAACUUCUCAGAGUCAUUAACUUUCGGCCACCGAUCGUCAAUUUCAUUUCAUUUCAUUUCAAUCUCUAAAUUCAAAUUCACCAAUUUCAACGAAUUUCAUUUCACUUUCUCUCUUUGCCCUUGAAAUUCACACAUUUUCUCUCUCUAACUUCAAGCUUCACACCAUCAAUUCUUCUUUCUUUUUACCCGUUUGUUGCUUUUUGUUGUCCCAAAAGUAGGAAUUUUUUUAGCAAUUCAGUGGCAUUGAUUAGAACCCUUUCUUGUUUUUUUUUUUUUUUUUUUAGAGGUAUGCUUGGAGUUUAAGAUUGUAAUACUGGUUGGUGAGAGACUGAGAGUGACAAAACCAGUUUGGUCUUUGCUCUUCUUUUUCUUCAAAAUGAAGCCUUUUAUGUUUCUAUGGUUUGGUAAGACGUAAAUUUAGCUUCAAUUUUAUGCCUUUCUUUAAAUACUUAUCCUUUGAAUGUGAACUGUUUUUCUCUUGCUUGUUCUGUUUCUGUUAGUUCUGUUUAGACUGUUUAUAUUUAUUCUUGUGUUGGUCUCCUAGUAAUGUCAUGUUUCUGAAGAAGGAUAGUCUAGGGUUUUUUUCCUCUUAAUUAUUUAUAUUAUUUUGGUACUUUUGUUCAUAAAUUUUGUUAUAUAUAUGUAUAUAUAUUUCCUUUUGAAAUAAUUAUUCCACUUGUAGAUUGAUAUGGAGCUUGACCUUGUAUUUUGAAUGUUUGGUUGAGGGUUUUUGUUGUUCAGUUGUGGUUGAGUCUUAGUGUGUGAUUCUUAUGGUGAACAUUCCACUUCAUCUUCUUCCAUUGUUCUUAUAAAAUUUUGUAAUAUUUUUUACAAACAAGGUACAUUGUAGAAACUCUUUUUAGUGUCCAGGAAUUGGGGUCUAAUCAAGUCAUCAUGUUUAUAUUUUGUGCAUUUUUGCUGUAGCGUUGCAUUGUAAAGAACAUUAGAGCAGAGAGGAGAUUUCUAGAUUUUACUCAGAAACUGAUAUUGUGGAUUGGAUUGGAGUUUUGGGUCAAAGUUGGUCUAGAUUAUUUUAGGUAGAAGUUAUUUGAAGUAAAUGAAUGGAUCGGAGAGAAGCUAUGGGGUUAUCUGGGUCGGCUUCUUACUACAUGCAAAGAGGGAUGACUGGGUCUGGGAUGCAGGGAUCACCGAGCAUACGCCCAUUAUCUAAUCCCAGUGUACCAUUUCAAUCAAACAUUGGGGGCAGCUCAAUUGGAUCCACAUUGCCAAUAGAGACUUCAUCAGCAAUAUCACCUCAUGGUAUUAAUAUGGGUGCACCAUCUGUUAUGCCAUCUGGUGAGCCUGUUAAAAGGAAAAGGGGAAGGCCUCGAAAAUAUGGACCUGAUGGGUCGGUGUCAUUGGCUUUAUCUUCAUCAUCAUCUACACCUCCAGGAACAAUAACUUCAACCCAGAAGCGGGGAAGAGGGCGGCCACCAGGGACGGGGAGAAAGCAACAAUUAGCUUCUUUUGGUUUAAUUGAUUUGCUAGGUGAAUGGCUUUCUGGCUCAGCUGGGAUUGGAUUUACUCCACAUGUCAUCACCAUUGCUAUAGGAGAAGACAUCACAACAAAAAUAAUGUCGUUUUCGCAGCAGGGGCCAAGAGCUAUAUGCAUCUUGUCAGCAAAUGGAGCUGUCUCCACUGCGACCAUUCGUCAGCCUUCAACUUCUGGUGGCACUGUCACAUAUGAGGGGCGUUUUGAGAUAAUAUGUCUCUCAGGAUCUUACUUGCUCACUGAUAGUGGUGGCCCCAGUGGCCGAACUGGCGGUUUAAGUGUCUCCCUAGCGAGUCCUGAUGGUCGUGUCAUUGGUGGGGGAGUAGGGGGAAUGCUUAUUGCAGCCAGCCCUGUACAGGUAAUAGUGGGAAGCUUUGUAUGGGGUAGUUCAAAGACAAAGAGCAAAGUUGCUAGAGAUUCAGUCCAUCAGACUGCUGACAAUUCAGUCAUUCCAACUAGUAGUGUUCCUUUGAGUCAAAAUCUCAAUCUGACCUCUCCAAUGGGCGUUUGGCCCAGUUCACGGCCGAUGGACAUGCAAAAUGCUCACGAUGACAUUGAUCUGAUGCGCGGAUGACAGAUUUCGUUGGCAGACAAGUCGUGUAUAUAUUUUGCUGUUCCAAAGCCACUUGACUCUAAUUUCUUCAGUCCCGCCCAAAAAAAAACAAAUCUGGUGUUUUUGUGCUUGAUGGAUCUCACGUCAUACACUAAUGGAAGGCAAUUGGGUUGUACUAGUAUUUUUUUAACUUAAUCGAAAUUUGGUUCGGAUUUUAGUGCCAUGGUUCUAUUAUUUUUCCGUGUAUAUUUAUUGGCUGAGUAGCCAUGGUUGUGAUCUAACUCAAUUUGAUAUAUGUCAAAAAUAGGAGAUCUAUUUUGUUUACAUCUAAAUAA